GUCUUUCUAAGACCUCCUUGUAACCAAAAAAAAAAAAAAAAGGAAGUCAACUAUGUCCAAGUCAAAAAAGAAAUAAGCUGGCACCAGGAAACAAUCAUACAGGUGAGUGGCAGCUGCUUGGCAUGUGCGCCUGGCGCGUGUACACUAAAAGACAAGUUGCAAAUAAAUAUAACAUUAAUCAUAGAGGUUCUCAUUUAGUCAUUUUCAACCUCACAUUCACAUUGCACCAGGUACUGAGAAUCUAUCUGUACUUGAGAGUUGAGAGUUGAGAUCUAGGAAGGCAACUUUCAACAGAUCGAGCAAAGCAAAGCAAAUAUGGCUUCUCUGACCACUGAAGCAGCAGCAGCCAGUUCCUCAUCUUCUUCUCUCCCACGUUCUUCUACUGACCAAAAUCAUUACACAUACGAGGUCUUCCUGAGUUUUCGAGGCGAGGAUACACGCUUUAAUUUUACAGAUCAUUUGCACACCGCUUUGUGCCAGAGGGGAAUCGAGACCUUCAGAGAUGAUGGGCUCAGAAGAGGAGAAGAAAUAUCAUCGGCUCUUGUCAAAGCAAUUAAGGAGUCCAGAGUUUCAAUUAUUAUCUUCUCUCAAAAUUAUGCUUCCUCAAGGUGGUGCUUAGAUGAACUGGUCGAGAUACUUGAAUGCAGAAAAUCCAAAGGACAGGAGGUCAGAGCGGUGUUCUACAAGGUGGAUCCCUCAGAUGUACGACACCAAAGAGGUGCUUUCGGUGAUGCAUUUGCUACACUUGAUCAAUGCAAAUACAAGAAUAGCAUGGACCAAAGUCACACGAAACGCGGAACGCUGCGGUACGGGAACGCGGUACGGGUACGCGGUACGCUAGUCUUCAGGAUUCCGGUGAGUCGGUGACGCCGUGUUUUUGAUCUGUUUGACUGUUUGAGACUUGAGUUGUGAAUUUGUGAUUGGAAUGGGCUCUGAGUUCGAUUGCCAACACCAUGGUUCGACACUUCGACAACAGAUCAAAAACAC
Messenger RNA from Rosa chinensis, 987 nucleotides. Its product is annotated as disease resistance protein RPV1-like. Lineage: Eukaryota; Viridiplantae; Streptophyta; Magnoliopsida; Rosales; Rosaceae. The transcript is spliced from 2 exons. The coding region runs from base 316 to 867 and encodes 183 amino acids. Gene Ontology annotation, biological process: signal transduction. The record is from RefSeq and is a predicted model, not a curated record.